This is a messenger RNA of Darwinula stevensoni, 3182 nucleotides long. The record is from the annotation of a GenBank genome assembly. Lineage: Eukaryota; Metazoa; Arthropoda; Ostracoda; Podocopida; Darwinulidae.
GCAGGAUUCAGGGAGGAGCCGCUCACAAUCCGGGUCUCCAUCAAGAUCACCAUCAUUGAGCAAAACAAAGAAGAGGCAUUCACCAUCUCGAUCUCGCAACUCCCAUUCGGCAUGACAUUUCAUUUUCAGUCAGGGAGUGGUGGAGAGAAACCACGGAGCCGCAAGGAGAAGUACUCGGGCUCCCAUUCCCGAUCUCGGUCCUUUUCCCCAUACUCAAAGAAGAGGGAGACAUUCAGGUCUUCUCGCUCUCGAUCUCCUAUGUCCAACCGCAAACGACAUCAAGGCUCCAGGGAUGCUCCAGUACCAGGUCGAGUGCUUGGAGUAUUUGGCUUGAGUCUGUUUACUACUGAAAGGGAACUCUAUCACAUUUUCAACAAGUUUGGGCCCAUUGAGAAAGUGCAAGUUGUCCUCGAUGCCCAGUCGGGUCGGUCCCGAGGCUUUGCAUUUGUCUACUAUGAGAGCUUGGAUGAUGCAAAGGCAGCAAAGGAAGAAUGUUCAGGAAUGGAGAUUGAUGGGAGGAAGAUUCGAGUGGAUUUCUCCAUCACAAAGCGAGCUCACACUCCUACACCGGGCAUUUACAUGGGCAGACCUUCCAAUCGAGGGUUCAGAGGUCGCCAGGGUGGUCGAGGCAGAUCACCAAGCCCCUAUUAUCGUGGGCGUCGUUAUGAACGCUAUGAGCGCUCGCGCUCCCGAUCCUUCUCGCCUCCGCCUCGUAAGUACCGACGUGGUUACUACUGACCCACAACUGAUCCACCCUCUCCCCUCUUCGCACCCCAGGUCUUGCUCACAAUUCACAAUGACAUAUGUUCUGUUUGAAAUCUUUUUACUUUCCUGGGUUUCUUGUAUUUAUGCUGUCAUUUACAGACUUUCUUCAUGCCAUCUUUCCCCAUGAAAGUCAAGAAAUAAAAUGGGUUCUGUCUGUUGCCUCUUUGUUCAAAAAGGUUGACCCAGCCGUUUGAACAAAAGCCGAAGAGCAGUAAGACUGAUACAAGUUCUAGAAGAACAAGUUGGCUUGCCCAUUCAGAUUAGGAAGAGGUGGGAGAUCAUACAAGUUAGGAAGAAGUGGGGAAAGGAAGCACAAGUUGAAGGCGAUAAGCUCAAGUGCAAGGUAGGAAGACCAAGACCAAGGCUGGGGCAAGUUAGGAAGACCAAGACAAGGGCGGGAAUAAGAAAGAGGAAGAAGCACAAGCCUUGAAGUUAGAAAUGGCAGAAGUCAAUUGUCAUAUCCAAGAGAACACCCUUUGUCACCAUUGUAAGAGACAACAGGAAAGGUAAGGUGUCUCUGAUGGGGUGGGUCCACUUCUUAAAGAAUUGGCAAGUGAAGGGAGACAUUAUCUCUGACAAUGAGCUCACACAGUAUUUUUACCUUUUUUUUUAAAUUCUAAAGCACCCUUGCAAUAUAUUUUGAUGAUUUUGAAAAUGCUGCACAGUAUCCCCAACUCACUACAUGCAAAUAUCAAUGGUCUCUUGCAAUUUAUAUUGGUUUAGAGGACAAGGCUAGCUUUUAAAAAUAUAUAGAUUCAGCUUCAUGAAACACUCCCAUCAUAUACUCCCCAGUCUAAGUGUAUACAAAAGUUUAAAUUCUACAUUUCCAAUUCAGCACUUUGUUUUACAUCUCCUUUGUCUUAUUUUACUUAAUUUUUACUUGCUGAUGGCCCUUUUCCUAUUAAUAAUUACUUGUUAUGGAGUAUCAUUCUUUCUAUUGUAAUUUUUCCAAAUGAAACAAGAUGUCGAUUCUGACAAAAGAAAAACUUUUUUGCUUAAAAUGCAUGCAUUAAUGACAACUGUUGCUGAGAUAUUAUUCUUAUCAAUAGGAAGACUUGACAUGGGCCAGCUAUGAACUCAUACCUCCUGAGUACUAAUGAUGCCAAUAUUUAAGAAGGGAUCAACAAUGCUUCUUAUAGACACCAAAAGUUUUCUCCUAAAAAAAAUAUGCUUUUUCAAUAUCAUUUGACGUUUAGCAUGCUUCUCCUUACAUAGUUUAUGAUGGAAAGAAAUGUUUUCUUGGAGAGAACAUAAAAUAUUUAUGGCAUGCCUUCUGCCAUCAUUCAGCUUGUGUCUCAACUGCAGCAAUUAAUGGAUCAUGCACAUGUAAUGCAUCUAUUUUUUUUGCAAGGGUGAGUGGGAGUUUGAGUAACAGAUCACAUACACAUUUUCUCACUUUCACAUUAACAUACUCAAGAAUACCUGAUGGCUGCUGAUGCCAUAUCAAGUUCAAAAAUUAAUAGUUGCUUAUCCAAUGGUGACAGCUUCCCCCCCUCCUGACAAAAAAAAAAGUAGUUCUCUGGUACUGCUUGGCUUCUGCUUUAAGAAAACGGAGGAUCACAAAAGACACUAGAAGGGUUUUCAUUCAUGUUUUUGAUUAGUAAUGUCCCUGUAGUGGUAGGGACAACUUAUGAGCCAAAUUCUCUUUAGAACUUGUUCAACCAGGUUGAGGAGCUGGAGAUACAGCUUUCAUAAUAGUUUCAACAAUAGAAGAAAGGUGCAAAUUGUGUGUUCAAGUACCUUUCGAUUCCUUAAAUAAUAAUGCCUUCGGUCAUUGUGGGAUACCCUGAAAUUUCUAGGCUUAGGCAGGGUGAAUAAGCCCACAAGGAGAUGCUGAAGCUACAACUGUACAUUCUAGACCAGAGGUGUCUGAUGUGGAUGUUCACAGAGGUACUUGGUGUGCUGCAUGCAGCCUGCAGGCCCCACUCGAGGCAUAUGCAUGGAAUAGUGCCCACAGUGAAAAUAAAAAUUUUAUUUUUGUUUGCUUUGAGUGGAAAAUGACAGUUGUGUCCAUUAUUUGUUAUUCACAGGUGGGAAGAAAAUCAGAAAACAAGAGAUGAUGCUAUACUAGUUACCAAUGUAGAUGCCUUUCCUCUCCCUCCCCCUUCCUUUCUCCUACAAGAUAGUGAUAGGAGAUUCAUGGGUAUCUCAGUAGUGAUGGAAGGUUUUUAUGUGGGCUUGCAGGAGUUUUAGUUGAAUUGUUUGCCAACAGGUCAAAGUCUUUCCUUACAAGGGUGAGGAUGAAAAUAUUCUACUUCACGUUAUAUGGUGAGGUUCAGGGAAAUUUAUUUCUUGCUUGGGAUGAUAGGUGCCCUUUGGGACAAGAAGACAUGCAAGCAUUUUGGCAACAACUCCAGCAAAGCAUCAUCAGUAUGUUUAACACCUUUUCUGGUAUUGUCAAAGAAAUUGAGAAUAAA